UUGAAACCCAAUUUCUUUCUUUUUUUGUUUCUUUCUUCUGUAUUAAGCUGACCACCAAAGACAAUUCCUUUGCAUCUGUAGCUGGAAUUUUCCUUCAUUUUCCAUCCAAUUUCCAUAUAAAGUUUCAAACUUGCAAAUCUCAUCUUUCCAAAAAUCCAUUCUUUUUUCUUUGGUUACCAAUUUGACUUUGCUCUCUGCUGCUGAACCAAGAGUCCCAGAUCUCUGCAUUCCAAUUCUCAUUCAUGGCUGGUCGCUAUGACAGUAACCCCUUUGAUGAAGAAGAAGUGAACCCCUUCUCUAAUCCUGGAAGAGUCCCCCCUGCCACAAAUUCAAGGCUUUCACCUCUUAAGCCAGAGCCUGUUGAUUACAAUUAUGGCUUUGGUGCGACAGUUGAUAUACCACUUGAUACAUCAAACGAUUUGAAAAACAAGGAGAAGGAACUCCAGUCCAAGGAGGCUGAAUUGAAAAGAAGGGAACAGGAAGUAAGACGGAGAGAAGAAGCAGCUGCACGAGCUGGAAUUGUUAUUGAAGAGAAGAACUGGCCACCGUUUUUCCCAAUCAUCCAUCACGAUAUUGCUAAUGAAAUUCCUGUUCAUCUUCAAAGAUUGCAAUAUGUUGCUUUCACCACACUGUUAGGAUUAGUAGUGUGCCUUACAUGGAAUGUUAUAGCUGUUACUGCAGCUUGGAUCAAGGGUGAAGGUGUAAAAAUAUGGUUUCUGGCUGUUAUCUACUUCAUAUCAGGGGUACCUGGAGCAUAUGUUCUGUGGUAUCGUCCAUUGUAUCGUGCUUUUAGGAAUGAAAGUGCUCUGAAAUUUGGAUGGUUUUUCCUGUUUUAUAUGAUUCACAUAGGAUUCUGCAUCUUAGCUGCAGUUGCUCCUCCUAUAGUUUUCAAAGGAAAAUCCCUGACGGGCAUUCUGGCUGCCAUAGAUGUGCUGGAUAACCAUGCUUUGAUUGGGAUCUUCUACUUCAUUGGAUUUGGGUUAUUCUGCCUCGAAACGGUGAUCAGCAUUUGGGUUCUUCAGCAAGUAUACAUGUACUUCCGCGGCAGUGGUAAGGCGGCCGAGAUGAAACGGGAGGCUGCAAGGGGAGCUUUGAGGGCUGCAAUCUGAUAAAUCAUCGUGUGGACGACGACUUGUGAACCAACGUUGUAAAUUACAGCCACAAAGAUAUUCUACUCAGGGUGAAUUUUGUGAACAAGUGUUAUUUAUUUGUUUUCUCUUGUUUGACAUGCUGCAUAUUUAGGUGUUUUUGUUGGUGUACAUUAUAACCAGCUUUGACAUAACAGUGGCUGAUAGAUACAUGCUUUAGUUCAUUUGUAUUGAUCUCUACCUAGUUAAACAUUAGACAAUUGAAUGCUCCUCGUGCUGAAAUAAGUUCAUAAGCACAUUUGAGGUGAUUAAAAUUUGGUUUUUUCUGUGGA
Lotus japonicus is the source of this 1420-nucleotide messenger RNA. RefSeq names its product secretory carrier-associated membrane protein-like. Gene Ontology annotation, cellular component: trans-Golgi network membrane; recycling endosome membrane. NCBI's taxonomy places the organism in Eukaryota, Viridiplantae, Streptophyta, Magnoliopsida, Fabales, Fabaceae. Bases 243 to 1109 code for a protein of 288 amino acids. The record is from RefSeq and is a predicted model, not a curated record. Gene Ontology annotation, biological process: protein transport. The transcript is spliced from 12 exons.